UCGAGUGUAUCUGCAACAUGAGCCAAUGCGAGUGCAUUUAAGGCUACUGACAAGGCAUAGGAAUCAUCCACUGACAAAUGUCACAAGUAUACGGCCUGACGCCGCCUACUCAGGAGCCGUAUUGUCGCAACGGGAUCUACUGCCGUCGGACUUCGCACCACAUGGCAUACCGGAAGCUCCACUCUGGACGAUGGCAAAGCCGACGGUGAAAAUCUCAAUCCCCGGAAUAACGAAAAAGUCGAAAAUGCCACUUGCGGGUCUCAAACAUUUCGCGUUAUCCUACAUUGCUUACAAGUACGGAUAUACCGAACAUGUUUUUGCAGAUGGUUCUGUUACACAGACCUCUUCCGCGGCAGCUUACACGGUACCUGCAAUGGGGAUUACGCAGCGGUUCAAGAUAGGACACAAAACAUCGUCUACAGCAGCUGAGUUGACCGGCAUUCGAGAAGCAGUCCGCUGCAUACUACAACAAAACCUCGCUAACUGGACAGUGUUCUGCGACUCAAAACCGGCGCUGCAACUCAUAAGCAAUUAUAUGAAUCCCAGAAGCGCAUAUAGCCCUCUAAUCUACGACAUCAUGGCUCUGCUCACCGAGGCGUCUCAAUCCGGACAUACCAUUGCACUGCAGUGGAUUCCCAGCCACUGUGGAAUAGCCGGAAAUGAGCAGGUUGACGCGGAAGCAAAAAUUGCGCACACUGACGGGAAGAUUAUAAAACUUCCCUUUUGCCGUUAUGACAUCAACGCCUUGCUACACAACUCCAUCAAAACGUCUAUGGAGCGACAAUGGGACAACCCCGAACAUCGGCAAGAGCGCCUCUAUAGACUUGACGCCGGCUUGCGAUUCCGACUUCCACUUCGGAUGCAGAGAGGCCAGGAAACACUAAUCCAUCGAUUACGGCUUGGUGUGGCGUACACUCGCAAAUAUCUUCACAAGAUUGGACGAGAACGGGACCCUGAUUGUAGCGUCUGUCACACUCCCGAGACAAUAGAACACAUACUUUGCGUGUGCCCUCAAUAUGCG
Dermacentor silvarum is the source of this 1021-nucleotide messenger RNA. RefSeq lists its product as uncharacterized. The record is from RefSeq and is a predicted model, not a curated record. The transcript has a single exon. NCBI's taxonomy places the organism in Eukaryota, Metazoa, Arthropoda, Arachnida, Ixodida, Ixodidae. The annotation marks the transcript as partial. Gene Ontology annotation, molecular function: RNA-DNA hybrid ribonuclease activity; nucleic acid binding.